Molecule: messenger RNA, 2636 nt
Organism: Leopardus geoffroyi (Geoffroy's cat)
Lineage: Eukaryota; Metazoa; Chordata; Mammalia; Carnivora; Felidae
Gene: SAXO5
Product: testis expressed 45
Exons: 10
Coding region: 1102-2619 (505 amino acids)
Source: RefSeq, a predicted model, not a curated record
UUUUUAAAUGUUAUUCAUUGUGGUAAAAUACACAUGACAUACAAUCGACCAUCUUAACCAUUUUUAGAUGUUCUGCCCAGUGGCAUGAAGCACAUUCACACUGUCAUGAGACCGUCCUCACUGUCCUCUUUCAGAACUUUUCAGCUGCCCAAACCGAACCUCUGUCCCCAUGAGACCCUGACUCCCCAUUUCCCUCUUUCCUAUUGUUUUGUAUGUUAUUUUCAUUUGUCAGGUCAUCUCAACAAAGAAAGCCAAACCUCCCAGCAGUAAAAACCUGCAACGCGAACCCCCAUUGCCUCGAACCUCCCAGAAGCAGGGACACGAGCCCAGGUGAAGACAAGCCCGUCUCAGCUCAUACCCACAGCUCCCCGGAGGGUGUGCUCUCGCUCGCGGUCACAAGUAACAAGCUUGGAUUUGGUCAGCCUCGGGUGUGUUCCUGACGGUCUUUGGGCUGGGGGGGGCACUGGUGUCCCUAAGGGCACCUCGGAGGUCUGCGAGCCCUGGAGUGACAUUAAGCAGUGCAGUGACUCAACGACCGAAGACGUUGGCUCGUCCUGCGUGGGGAGUGCUGAGAAGCAGACAAGCAGGAAAAUUCUGGAAAAUGAUAAUAAUGAACAUACUGCCUCCAAUCCUCACUGCUGCUUUCUGAAGCCCCAUUUUCCAGAUGGCAAAACUGAGGCUUCGAGAAGUCAAGUCACUUGCCUAGCUCUCUUGAGCUCUCCGGAGGCAGGAUCCUCUGGCCUCACUCCCGUUCUUCUUCCCAGCUGCCCUCAGAGUGGCUGGGGACCAUUGUGACAACGCUGAGUGAGGGAAGCUCUUUGGUCACAAUGGGCAGAACUGGACCACGCGGGGACACAGCCUCGGAAGGAACAUAUGAGCAUCUUCUGGGAGACCGGGGACACAGGGAGUCCAGAGGGUCAGGCCGGUGGCCAAGGGCAUUUCCUAAGACGCAUUAGUCCCCAUGCCACCCCUUGAGCAUUGUCUGUCACCCCCGUUGUCACCUCCACAAGAGCACUGGCUCUUGGUCUGUUUUGUGACCUGAUGUUCCCCCUGCCAAGGACCUAGAACAGGGCCUGGCACACGGUGGCGCCUUGUCCCCCGAUGGCGAUGGCCGCGGUCGCCCUCCUGCCAUGCCCGAUGUCCCGGCUGGACUUCCUCAAGGCCUCGCACUUUGCACUAGGGCCGGAUCCGCGGCUGCACGUGGACGCCAUGCAACCCACGUCGCACCGGGACUUCCCGGCCUACCCGGGCGUCACCCGCGCGCUGUCGUGCCAGGAGCCGCCCGUCAGGUCCUUCUUCCGACAGGACACGCGCGCCGCAGGCGCGGAGCUCCAGUCGGAGGCGCACCGCGCGUUCGCGCCCCUGGCGCCGCAGCCGUCCGCGCCGUCGGGGACGCGGGAGCGCACCCUCGCCACGCCGGCCACCAACUUGCGCGUGUACGCGCCCGCGCGCUCCCGUACCGGCCUCUCCACCGCGCGCGCGGACUUUGGCUGGCCGGAGCUGCCGGCGCGCGCCAGAGAGCAGAUCCGCGGCGCGCGCCUCAUCUUCGACCGCGACUCGGUGCCGCCCGGCGACCGAGCCAAGCUGCGCAUCCCGCCCACCACCUACCAGGCGCUUUUCCCGCCCCACGACGCGUGCCCGCGGCCCCGCGCGCCCUGCAGCCACUUCGGGGGCAGCAACGCACUCCAGUGGGACCACAGGAGACAGGACGAUGGGACCUCCUACCAGAGACAGUUUCAGGCCCUGCCAGGCCCACCUGCCUCGAUGUGUAAGAGGGCCUCCUCCAGUGUGGAGCUGGGAGACCCCAAGAUUGGCUAUGGGCCUGUGUGCUCCGAGCAGAGACAAGCCUACGGGCCCCAGGGUCUGCCCCCAGACAGGUAUGACAAGGCCCAGGCCUCGGCCCACAUCCACUAUGUGAAUAUUCGUCCUGGAGAUGGGCUCUUCCGUGACAGGACCACCGAGGCUGAACACUUCUACCCCCGAGAGCCAGAGCGUUUUGUUCUUCACCACGACCAGACUCCGGCAUCGCACAUCCUGGAAGGAAAUCGGUGCCCCGGCCCGGGCAGCCUCACCACCUCCGUGCACUUCUUCCACGGCCAGCCACUGCCCGUGAACAAGCCACCCAGCUGCCACGUGCCCCACGAGAAACUGCAGAGUCACGUGGGCCUAGGGGAGUCCUCGCUGCUCGGACAGUUCUUCCAGACCUCCACUGGCACAGACUACUGCUCCCCGGGCACCAUCCAGAAGCCGCAGAGAGCGCCCACUCUCCACUUGCUGCCUAGCAACCUGCCCCGGGGCACCGGCGAAACAGAUUUUUUAACCAUGAACCAGAAGAUGCUGAAGCCGCAUAGAACAGCUCCCGCCUCCGUGACUGACGAGAUGCUACAGCGGUGCAAGUAUAACCACAUUGAGCCCCCGCUGGGUGGACGGCGCUUCUUCUCAACCCAAUACGAGGAUGAGUUUGCCUUCAAGUUCCAGGGCCCAGCGAUGCUGAGAUCGGCCAACCUCCAGGACAGCCAUGUGCCUCUGGGCUCCCCCCGCCAGUGGGUCUGUGGGGCUGGGAAGGUAGACCUUCAGACCCCCCAGCCCCCUACUUACCCAUGCCCUAGCCAGCAAUAAACACUGUCUUGGCAACA